Trichoplusia ni (cabbage looper) is the source of this 3689-nucleotide messenger RNA. It is a transcript of the gene dor, whose product is annotated as vacuolar protein sorting-associated protein 18 homolog. Gene Ontology annotation, cellular component: endosome; HOPS complex. Lineage: Eukaryota; Metazoa; Arthropoda; Insecta; Lepidoptera; Noctuidae. The transcript is spliced from 9 exons. Gene Ontology annotation, molecular function: protein-macromolecule adaptor activity. The record is from RefSeq and is a predicted model, not a curated record. Bases 212 to 3130 code for a protein of 972 amino acids. Gene Ontology annotation, biological process: endosome organization; lysosome organization; endosome to lysosome transport.
CCUAUGUUGUGUGUCCUGUGUUGAUAAAACGUCCUGUUUCUGCCGUGUGAGGAAAAUAUUAUUAAAUAUUGUAGCUGCGUGUACAUAACAAAGAAAUAUAGUAUUCAUAUGAUGUGAUUGUUAAGAACGAAGAUCUAUAGGACUGCAGUAAUAUAGGCUGCGUGUAACUGUAACAUUCAUUGUUUAAUAACAACACCCCUUUCUAGUCAACAUGACUUCAAUUUUCGACCAGUACGAGCAGGCGUCGCAGGGUUCACAGCGCCCCAAGCACGUCACCGAGCCCAUGGUGUCCUCGGGAUAUAUAAACAUGCAACUAGAAGACAAUACACCAAUGUUUGCGAAGAAAAAAAUGAUGUUGAAUAAUCUGUCUGAUUUGAUAACUCAUGCGGCUGUUUCCAACGAUUAUUUGGUGUUGGCUAUGGCCAAUGGUAAUUUGUUUAGGCUGGAUCUAAAGAGACCUGACUGUGGAGAAGAAAUCCAGUACUCAAAAUUUGUGCAACCAAAUUCUAAACUAACUGGCAUCUUCCUCGAUCCAUUGGGCCAUCACCUGCUAAUGGCAUUCUCUCCAAGAGUUAAAGAUGGCAACCCUGAGCUCAUAUACUUGAAUCAAAAGAGUUUGAAGUUCAAGCAGGUUAAUAAGCCUAAGAAUGUUGAAGUGACCGAGGUCGGUUGGAACUGGGAGAAUAGGUCUGAGACUUCAACGGGACCAAUACUGUUGGGGACAUCACAAGGUCAUCUCCUUGAAUCUGAAUUGGAUGCUGAGAGUGAGAAAAUGUUUAUAGCCAGCCAUCAGUACUGGAGAGAGAUCUUUCACAUUGGCAAAGGAACAGAUAUGCCAAUAACAGGGAUACAAUUCCAUAGAGUCAACAAUACGAACAAAUACUUUAUAUUCAUCACAACACCGACCAGACUGUACCAGUUUAUUGGCGAUACACUCAUGAAGGACGACAAGCCAUCAUUACAAACUAUAUUCCACCCUUACCUGACUAUUCCUGAGACUGGAUACCAAGAAAUACCUUCAAAUUUAAAGUAUUCCAAACUGCAGUUCUUUUUCGAUAAAAAUGAAGCACCGAAGACAUUCGCCUGGUUAACGGAGCCUGGAAUAUUUUAUGGGCAGUUGGACCCAAGCUCGCAACAGAACUCAAACUCGCUGUUCACACAAGGAGCUCUAAUCUCAUAUCCAACUGGAGGCGAAGAAAAAGAAAACGCACCGCUCUCGUUUGUCCUCACAGAAUUCCAUGUCCUACUCAUGUACUCAGACCGAGUCAAAGUAGUCUCACUGUUAAGUCAAGAGCUAGUCUUCGAAGACAAGUACUCUGAGGCUCACGGAAAGCUAAAGAACAUAGUCAGAGAUACGAAGAAGCGAACGAUCUGGGCCAUCACAGACAAGUCAGUAUUCAGAUACAAAGUCGUACGAGAAGAACGCAAUCUAUGGAUCAUUUACUCAGACAAAGAACAAUUCGAUUUAGCCAAAGAGUACUGUUACAAUAACCCAGCUUACAUAGACAUCAUCAACGUGAAACAAGCUGAACUGCUGUUCACCAAAGGCGAAUACGAGAAAAGCGCGGAAAUAUUCGCAGAAACGCAAAAAAGUUUCGAAACAAUAUGCCUUAAAUUUCUGGAGGUGGAUGAAACGAAUGCCUUGAAAGUGUAUUUGUCGAACAGAUUAGAUACUUUAAAAGAAGACGAUAAAACUUUAAUUUCCAUGUUAGUAAUUUGGAUGACUGAGUUGUAUUUGUCUAAGUUAGGGCUGUUGAGGAGAACAGGGAAGCAAGACACUGAGGAGUACCACCAGCUCCAAAGUAAUUUCGAAGUGUUCCUCUUGCACCCGAAAGUGUGCAAAUGCAUGCAGCACGUGAAGUCUGUCGUGUAUGACCUGAUGGCGUCACAUGGUGACAAACAGAAUCUCAUCAAACUGACGAUCAUUAACGAGGACUAUGAGAAUGUUGUCGCUCAAUACAUUUAUAAGAAGUCGUACCUCGAGGCCAUAGAGACAUUGAAAACGCUGAAGAAACCUGAGUUGUUUUACCAGUUCGCUCCUGUUCUUAUGGAGGAGUGCCCUAAGCAUACAGUAACGACUUUGAUCUCUCAAGGAUCGAGUCUGAGUGCCUCUAAACUGUUGCCAGCUUUCCUGUCGUGUCGGAAUGAUGAGGCUCAUGUGACCGAGAUCAUAAGGUACUUGGAGUUCAUUCUGCAACACUACAAUGUGAAAGACAAGGCGAUCCACAACUAUUUGCUGACUUUGUACGCGGAGCAUGAUCAUGACGCAUUGACGCGAUACUUGGCGCGGCAAGGACAGAAUGUUGUGUAUGUUAACUAUGACGUGCACUAUGCUUUAAGAUUAUGCCGCGAGAAGAACCUCUCAGAAGCCUGCGUCAAACUUUCAGCGUUACUAGGACUAUGGGACUCGGCAGUGGAACUGGCGCUGCAGGUGAACAUCGGUCUCGCCAAGUCCAUAGCCGCCAUGCCGGAGUCCGAGGAACUGCAAAGACAACUAUGGCUCAAUAUAGCUGAAAGUGUGAUUACGAAGAACCAGGACAUGAAGGAAGCGAUGAGCUUCUUGGAGGAGUGCCAGCUCAUCAAGAUCGAGGACAUCCUGCCGUUUUUCAGCGACGUGGUCACCAUCGACCACUUCAGACAACCCAUCUGCCAGUCGCUACAGGAAAAUAAUAACGAAAUAAACAAAAUGAAAGCUGAAAUGGAAGAGGCGAUGGCAUCGGCUGAAUAUGUGCGCGCCGAGAUCCAGUCGUUCCGCAACCGCAGCGUGUCGGUGUUGGUGUCGGACGUGUGCUGCCUGUGCGACAUCGCGCUGCUGCUGCGCCCCUUCUACCUGUUCCCCUGCGGACACAAGUUCCACAGCGACUGCCUCACCGCUGAGACCCUGCCGAUACUCAAGCCGGCUCGUCGCAACAAGCUGACCGACCUACAGCGUCAGCUCUCCGUACUCUCCAACAUAGAGCUAUCCACCAUCACGUCCAAUGGGCUCCCGCUGCGAGAAAUCCUAAGGAACGAGAUCGAUGACAUAGUAGCCAGCGAGUGCAUUUUCUGCGGCGAGUACAUGAUCAACUGCAUCGACAAGCCUUUCAUAUCCGAUGAGGAUUGGGACCGUGUCAUGAAGGAAUGGGAGUAAAAUGGGAGUUUUAGUACAUAAUACUUUAAUAACUCGAGUUGAUAAUAGAUGGCGCUGUGCAAUCUAUAGAAAUCUAGCCAAGUGCAUUAUAAAAUAUUUGUGAGUUGCAAUACAGAUCAUGUACUACCUGAAACCUCUUUGCCCAUUGACAGUUGUGAGAGGAUCAGAUCAGGAAUUUGUGUAGUUUACUAUUGACUACUACUGGUCUCGUGAGAAAGCUUAAUAACUUGAAGAGCGGAGCUGCACUUUAAAAGCGCCACUUGUAGGUAUUUGAAUAUUAUAUCCAGUUUUUUCAUCAAUACACUAGUGCUUAGUCGUUCCGCAUGGAGAAGCGUAGUGUAACAUAUUGUGUUUUUAACGAGAACUAUUUUGCCAUUAUUAAGCAUGUAUAUUCUUUGCUAGACUGACAUGUUGAGUGAUUAAUCAAGUAUCGUAUGUAUAUUACAAUGUUUAUAAUAGAUAAUGGACUGAAAAGUAAAAUAUUCCUCUUAGUAAAUCUACUGCAUAUGUAAUAUUGUUAUAAGCUUUGAGUAUGUUAUGUAAUAUAUUAAUGACAUGU